CCGUCGCGUGCCCCCGGAACGCGCCAAAGCGCGCGCUUACUGGGCUGGAACUCGCGCGGCAGAAUGCAAGCUUGUUGCAUUGCAAAGGACACCACGUUGCUUGCGUAUAAAGUCUCAGCCCGUCACUUGACCUCCCGGACAAGGCUGUGGGGACCGUAGACUUCUCAGACAUGAGCGACGACGACCAGACGAAACAUCACAUGGAAUGUGCCAGGUCCCUGUCGCCAUCGACUGGCAAGAAGCUGCCGCGAAUGCCUAAGUGCUCCAGAUGCCGGAACCACGGCUUCGUGUCGCCUUUGAAGGGGCACAAGCGUUUUUGCAACUGGAAAGACUGCCAGUGUCAGAAGUGCAAACUGAUCUCGGAACGCCAACGGGUCAUGGCGGCCCAGGUGGCUCUCCGAAGGCAGCAGGCGCAGGAGGAGGAGAUGGGCAUUUGCAGUCCGAUUCAUCUGUCCGGCACUGAGCUUGUGGUUAAGGACGAGGCGACCAGGGACAGGGCCUGCUUCUUCUCCGUGGGGGAGAAGUCCCCACCUGCAUCCACAACCAGCACCGCCACAUCCCCCUCUGCUGCAGGUACAGCCAGCCCAGUGUCUCACAUGCUCUACUCAGCCAAAGGGGGCAGUUCGGGAGUUUACACUUUCCAGA
Molecule: messenger RNA, 645 nt
Organism: Paramormyrops kingsleyae
Lineage: Eukaryota; Metazoa; Chordata; Actinopteri; Osteoglossiformes; Mormyridae
Source: RefSeq, a predicted model, not a curated record